CUGAUGGAUAACGCCUUCCAGCAUGUUCCACACAACGGAGGCCGUGACUCAGAGGAAUCCGAUCCAUACCGUGCUCAAGGAUGGAUCCUGCGAACACGGCCCGAGUGUUCUGCGGCCGACGUCACUGGCCCCGUGAACGUCCCUCAGCAGGAGGAGGCCGUUAUGUUGGCGGUGGCAGCUGGGGGGCCGGUCUCCGCUGCUAUCCGUGCAAGCCUGGGUAGCUUCCAGUUCUGUAAAGAAGGCAUUUAUUAUGAUCCAAACUGCAGCAGUGAAGACCUGCAUCACGGUGUUCUGGUGGUUGGCUAUGGCUCUGAUGAAAAAGAAGCGGAGAACAAAAAUUAUUGGAUUGUAAAGAACAGCUGGGGCACGGACUGGGGCCUGCAGGGUUACAUGCUGUUGGUGAGGGACUGGGACAACCACUGUGAAAUCACCACCAGCUUUCCUGUCGUGUGA
Messenger RNA from Ailuropoda melanoleuca (giant panda), 453 nucleotides. Its product is annotated as cathepsin L1-like. The record is from RefSeq and is a predicted model, not a curated record. The coding region runs from base 4 to 453 and encodes 149 amino acids. The transcript is spliced from 4 exons. Gene Ontology annotation, biological process: proteolysis. Gene Ontology annotation, molecular function: cysteine-type peptidase activity. NCBI's taxonomy places the organism in Eukaryota, Metazoa, Chordata, Mammalia, Carnivora, Ursidae.